AUGACAGCAAACGGUUGUGAGACCAGACUUGGCUGGUGCCUAAUUAUAUUUGUAAUUAAUGGUUAUCAUAUUCAAGUUCUUGCUGUGACUACCAUACAUCCGUUAAAUCUCAAUGUGUUUGCUGGGGAAAAUGCUGUUUUUGAGUGCAAUAACCUAGACGCAAUAACUACCUACAAAUGGCUAUGGUUUAAAGGUCAAAACUCCGAAGUGAUAGUGCAUGAAAGUUAUUCUACAAAAAAUGGAUACGAAUUCGUAGUAAGUAACACAAGACAAGCCAGCAGCUUAACAAUAAUAAAUACUACAAUUGAGGACGAUCAAAGUCGAUAUUUCUGUCAAUUUGGAUCUUUGUCAAAAUUAGCUACCCUAACAGUCAUCGAUGGAUCGCGGUUGGACUCAAAUUAUCCUGAUUGCGAAGCUGAUAUCGCAGCAGUAAACUCUAGGAAAACAGUCACAAUGACAUGCGGAGCUAGGGGAGGUAAUCCCAGGCCGUCAUUACAGUGGUACAGAAACGGAGUCAUGAUAGAACAUGAUGAUUUUACAAAUAUGGGUGAUGAUACUUCAUAUUUCAAUGAGAUUACUAGGGUACUGACUGUUGAAGACGAAGAGGCAGUGUUUAUGUGUAAAGCAGAGGGACUGGCUGCUACAGAGAACCAGACAUGUUACAUAAACAUACGAGUUCCUCUAACUGUCAUGAUAACAUCUACCACAACAUCAUUUUCCACUGGAGAUUCGUUGGAGUUCACUUGCUUGGCAGUGACUCCAUGGAUCAUCAAAGAUUACAUAUGGACGGUAAAUAACCAGUUAGUGAGACCAUCUAAUUCUAUUUAUAAUCUAACUGACCACAAAACAACGUUAAUCAUGAACAAUUUGCAGUCUGGUGACGCAGAUACAAAAAUAAAAUGUGAGGCAGUGACAGCGUCUGGAUUAACUGGCAGCAACACUAUCACAAUUUCUUUUAAUGAUCAAUCGAAAAUAUUCAAAAUAGUAGGGAUUGUGGUUGGAGGGCUCGUAUUCUUGUCAUUAAUAUGUCUCAUCCUGUUCAUUGUAAUAAGAAGGAGAAGAUUAAAGGAAAAAGCAUCAGUUGAUAAACCGGUUGUCUUGGUGGAGCCUUUAAAUCAGAAUCAUCCAACGGAUGUUAUUGUUCAUGGUGUACCUCUUGAUAGUCCAAUCUACGCCAAUGCGAUGUACUUUGACUUCGACACGGAAUCCACCUAA
Molecule: messenger RNA, 1215 nt
Organism: Anneissia japonica
Lineage: Eukaryota; Metazoa; Echinodermata; Crinoidea; Comatulida; Comatulidae
Product: hemicentin-1-like
Exons: 1
Coding region: 1-1215 (404 amino acids)
Source: RefSeq, a predicted model, not a curated record